AAAGGCCGCCAAACCUCAACUGGCCGUCAAGCAGAAAGCGCUUUUAGUAACUGUUCAGUAAAAAAGGAAAAAUUCUAAACUCAACCAAAAAAAAAAAAAAUAUAAAGCGACAGAGAGAAAAAAAAACCCUAGGAAAAAUUUAGAGAUCAUGGACAUGCAAAAUGAUUUCGAUAGAAUACUGUUCUUUGAACACGCUCGCAAAACUGCUGAGGCUACUUACGCUAAGAAUCCUCUCGAUGCAGAGAAUCUAACGAGAUGGGGAGGAGCUUUGCUGGAGUUAGCUCAGUUUCAGAAUGUUCCAGAUUCAAAAAAGAUGAUAUUAGAUGGAAUAACGAAGCUGGAGGAGGCAUUGUUGAUUCAACCAAAGAAACAUGAUACUCUUUGGUGCAUUGGAAAUGCUCAUACUUCUUUUGCAUUUUUAACCCCUGAUCUUGAUGAGGCAAAAGAGUUUUUUGAUAAAGCAACUGUCUACUUUCAGCAAGCUGUUGAGGAGGAUCCGGAGAAUGAACUCUAUAGGAAGUCACUAGAAGUGGCUGCUAAGGCUCCAGAGUUGCACAUGGAGAUUCAUAGGCAUGGUUUAGGUCAACAGGCAAUGGGGGCUGCUCCUGCUUCUGGGCCUUCUACUUCAUCAAGUGCUAAGACUUCAAAAAAGAAGAAAGACAGUGAUCUUAAGUAUGACAUAUUUGGAUGGGUAAUUUUAGCUGUUGGGAUUGUUGCUUGGAUUGGAUUUGCAAAAUCUCAGAUGCCUCCACCUCCUCCAAGAUAAGCAAAGAAUGCGGCUCACUUCUGAGAACUCAGAAGUGUCUGUCGGAGUUUUAAGAUGAACUUGCAGAGAACACUGAGAAGCACAUAUGGUGGUCUUUCAUCAUUAGUUGAUUUUUGACCUUUCUCUGUGUAAACUGAUAAAUAAGUAUUAGGGGUUAUAUUUGAUAUGAAAUAUUGAUUUUUGCCUGCAACACAGAUGAAUGAGCUGUUCUUUUUCAGUA
This is a messenger RNA of Ricinus communis (castor bean), 986 nucleotides long. RefSeq names its product mitochondrial import receptor subunit TOM20. Gene Ontology annotation, biological process: protein insertion into mitochondrial outer membrane. The record is from RefSeq and is a predicted model, not a curated record. Lineage: Eukaryota; Viridiplantae; Streptophyta; Magnoliopsida; Malpighiales; Euphorbiaceae. The transcript is spliced from 6 exons. The coding region runs from base 149 to 766 and encodes 205 amino acids. Gene Ontology annotation, molecular function: protein binding. Gene Ontology annotation, cellular component: mitochondrial outer membrane translocase complex.